AUGGCAGACGGCGGUGAUUGUGGUAGCGCAAGCUAUAGUUCUGGUGACUGUGGCGGCGGCGACUCCGGCGGUUGCAGCACAUCCCAUACCGCAGGUGACGGAGGUGACGGCGGCAGCUACUCAGGCGGAGAUUCAGGAACCGAUUACAUCCCACAAGGCUCCUCCUCGUCCAGCCGACCAUUGACAGCCGAGGAGCAAGCGGCAGCGGACCGCAAACGCAAAGAACAAGAAGAACAGUGGGAGCGUGAGAGAGCGGAACGCAAAGAGAAGAAGCGACAACGAAGGGCAGUCCGAGCCGAGACCGCUACUGCAGUCAAAGCGAAGCGCCACGAGGCGGCUAAGCUGAAGGAGAAGAUUCGCGAUUGCGGAACGACAUCUGGAGAUCGCGGAGCCGAUUCAAAAGGCGAUACUGGAGGUGACUGUGGUGCUGAUUCAGGGAAAGACUGUGCCAACAAAGAACCUGAUCCGACUGAACGAGAAUACAAGUACACCGACUUCGCCGCUACACCCCAGACAGACACUGCCGGUCCUUCCACCUCGUCGCAGUCGAAGACACAACCCGAUACUAGCACACCAGAAGAACGACAGCAACGAGAAGAGCGUAUACAAGCAAGGACACAGAAGAAGGAGAAGAGAAAGGAACAGACGAAGAAGUUCCUGAACAGCGCCAAAGCUGUUGCUGAGAACAUCAUCAAGGGUAAGUUUUGA
Messenger RNA from Alternaria hordeiaustralica, 708 nucleotides. RefSeq lists its product as uncharacterized. The coding region runs from base 1 to 708 and encodes 235 amino acids. Lineage: Eukaryota; Fungi; Ascomycota; Dothideomycetes; Pleosporales; Pleosporaceae. The record is from RefSeq and is a predicted model, not a curated record. The transcript has 2 exons.